AUGACACUGCGCACCCCCCGCCGCCGGAUCUCGCCACGUGCCAAGCGAAGAUACCGCGUCAUUCGCGACUUCUUCCGGCGAGCUCUCGGAAGCUCGUCUCAACAAGAUAUUAAAAUAAACUCAAGCAUAGCCGUCAACGUCACAGAUCUUAAGCAUAAAAUAGUGGGGAUCGAACACCAGCUGAGCGAGGUCAGCAGACAUUGCCAGGACUUGGUAUGUCUGGAGAACACCUUUAGAAAGGGAACCGAAAACUUGUUGCCAAUAGAAACCAAACAUGAGCUAAGACCCUCGCGCGAGCACUCACACAGAACCACAGAGGAAAAAAAUACCAGCGCUACUAAAGUAUUAUACAGACCAUCCGAAACCCACUACAGAAGAUCUGACGAAAGCGAUUAUGCCCCCUGUCCCGUUUAUCAUAGCACUGAAGACAGACGACAUAUGACAUUACCGAAUAAUAUGAACUCUGACAGCUACACAGCACACGUUUCCAAAGUAAAGAAGAAGAAAAGCAAAUCGGACAACAGAAUACGGACACCGUAUGAAUGCGACCCAAUUUUGCAAAAACAUAGGACACAGUCGGUGCUUGAGAACCUGGCAUCCGCAUGCUCGUCGAGCAGCUACCACUCGCUGGCGCAGGGGCGCACCGUGCCCAACUUCGACUCGGGCUGCUCGGAAUACCGCCGCGACAAGAAGCAUGCCAAGCAUCGGGAAUAUGUGGAAACUGCGCUAAUAGAAGAGGCAAGAUAUAAUAAAAAACAAAGAGAAACUAAAAGAAACAAAACGGAAAGCCCUAUUAGAUACUAUGGUGAAAAACCUGAUAAAAACAGGAAGAACAAAAUUGAGCGUGAAACAUUAGACCAAGACUUUAUAGCAGAUAUAAUUAGAAAACAGUAUAAACCGAUGAGAAUGUUUGGCAGGCAGUCCGAGAUUAGUCAAUUCUCUACUCCAGUUUGCCGCGACCAGGAGUACUCCCUUCGAGAAAACAUUCAAGAAGGCUCGGAGCUGUGCUCAUGCUGUUACCAGGAGGAGGGCCAGGUGCCGUGCCGCGCGCCAUACCGGGCGCCUCGCUACCGACAUCACCACGAUAUUAGCGACAUAAGGAGCAUAUGUGAUACGCGCCUCUACAGCUCGAAGCGAGUACGACCUCGGACCCGUCGACGCCAUGUUGAUGUUUAUAAUGACUCGACACUCUACGACGUAGUCCCGGUGAAAGAAAAAUCGAGUCCUAAGUCCAGAAGAAAAUUCGCUGAAGAAAGCGGCACCGGUUACGAAUAUUAUAAAGAAGUACCACCUUCCCCACGAACGCUUAGACCACGCCUGAAUUUAAAAGCGCAACAAUACGCAGAUUACGAGGAUUAUAUAGCGGCGAGACAUACACAGAAGUUGCAUGGGCAAGCUAAACAUAAACGACAACAAGAGUAUUUCGACAGUUUCGAAAGCGAUGCAACUUCUGAAGUUGUAGUAACCAGAAAUCGUAAAGAACACGUAAAGUUAUUAAAACCAGCAAAAGUGCAAACGUCCGCUCAGAUCCACGCCGGUACCACAAGCAGCUUUCAGUAUCCUACUUUUACAACACACGAAGUGAACGUAUCCACCCAUGAAAAUACUUUGAACAAAUCACAUGAUACUGAUUUGUCAGAUAAAACGGACAAAGCUCUCUGUGAAAUAAAGGAUAUACUUCAAAGUUUCUUGCAAGAAAUUAAAAAAGAUUCUUCACCGUCGUCGCAAACGGUUAACCAGGCGGAGACAAUAAAACAAAUGUCGAAUCAGACGAGCGCACCACACGUAGAGGGCGCAACCGCGGCGGAGGCGGCGCCUGCGCCGGCGCCGGCUAACAACCCCUUUAACAAGUACACGGUGGCGCACUGCAGCGUGCCGCCCGGAUAUGUGCCGCAGUUCACCAACCCCUGCUGCUACCCGCCCAUACUCCCCGUGUGCCCGAUGAGCUGCAUGCAAAAUGGUUACGUUAUACCCAGUCAGAGCUUCACGUGUCAGACUUGUGCCAACACCAGCACCAAAGAUAUCGUAUGUCAGGAGUGCUCCAAAAACAAAAAAGAAUCUCUACAAGACAUCACAGAUAACAAUAAUGAAACUGAGGAACUGAUUAAAGAAAUUUAUAAAUUCGUCGCACAGAACCCUAAUUCCAUCCGAAGAAAAAAGAGCCGUGAUAAUUUGUUAGCUAGAGAUGCUGCGAAAGAUCUGACAUCGCGAAGUGUGGGCGGCAACUCCCGCCUGUCGAGACACGACGCGAAGGUCGGCACUCCAACGCUGAAAUGUUACUCCAAGAGCUGCGAGGCUAUCGGCUCGAGGAUGGCCUCCGACACUUCCUACACCAACGCCACUCAUUCUGACACUAUAUUAGAAAAGUUGAGCUUAGAAGGUACAACGCAGUCUGAUACGGAACUCAGUACUACUGACUUUACUGUGGAAAAGAGAAAGCAAAGCAAAUUCGCCAAAGUGCUUAGAUCAAUUGGAUUAAUCAAAAAGAAAAAGAAGGAAUCGGAAUUGAGUGAGACCGAAAGCUCCCUUGAAGUGGACAUAAGGCCUAAGAACGCGUCACCGUACGCGCAAGAAAUCACUGACUACUGCAUGUAUGGCCAGGAGUACUACCACCAGCCGCCAGGGCCCCCAUACCCGCCACCGGGUUCCCCAUAUCCGCCACAUUUAGACCCGUAUGGCGGCUACGUGCCGCCGCCGCCCGGCUGUGAGCACCGAGGCCCGUACUACGCACCGCCGAUGCCUCAUCCUCACCAUUCCAAAUCUUAUGCACCCCACAGAGUACAUAAUGAGACGAUUCACGAGCACUCCCCUGCCCACUUCCCACACUCGCGCAGCUUUCCUCCGCCGUAUCCCAACCAGUACAACCCUAACUAUGGCUCCGAUCCUCAAGUACCUCUGUGUCUGAAAGAGAUUGAAGUAAAAAGUACGGGUACACAGAGCGAGAGGAAAAUAUCGUUCUUCCGUAAACUGGGGAUCAAGACGCCGCCGCCGGCCGGCCCAGGUAAAAAUAAAGAAGUUUCGCGGAUGUCUGGUUCUACUCAAACCGCCCAAACAGCGCCAAGGGAGAUGGUGAAACCAUCAUUGUUUUCGGGUUGGAAAAAAUUCCAAGAGAGAGUACGUACGGACAUUGAACAAGAUCCAAUGGCUUUUGGCUACAAAACCAGUAAAAAGCUUGCAGCAGGAGAUACAAAGAUGAGGAAGGCAAUGGUUAAAAGAUUAUUCUACAAGAGGAAUCCGUUCUCGCCGCGGAACCUGAUCGUGAAGACGCUGCUGGGGAAUGACCCCUCCAGCUACGGCGAGCCCAACAUCAAGAUGCGGCCGCGGAUGUUCUUCUAG
Messenger RNA from Pectinophora gossypiella (pink bollworm), 3336 nucleotides. RefSeq lists its product as uncharacterized. The record is from RefSeq and is a predicted model, not a curated record. The transcript is spliced from 3 exons. Bases 1 to 3336 code for a protein of 1111 amino acids. Lineage: Eukaryota; Metazoa; Arthropoda; Insecta; Lepidoptera; Gelechiidae.